CAUCAUUAUUGCUUGGUCAUUCCGCACCUGGGAAUUGGGUAAUAAGCCACCCGCUUACGAAGGACCUCGAGUCGUUCAAUCGAGACACACAAAUGCCCCGAUCGAAAAUAUAUCACCGAGCAUGCCCGCGACCAGUCGUCGAGACCUCCUCUCUGCCGCCCAGGCAUUUUGCAACGCUUUCGCUGAACAAAAACCUCCCGAAGACAUCUUCAGCCAUUUCUCGUCCUCGGAUGAUGUUCUAGCCCUCGAGCAUGGCUUGCCACAGCUAGCGCCCUUUCUAGGCAGAGAUUUCCGGGGUCAAGAUGGUAUUCGAGAGUACUUUCAGCUCCUCUCUGAGACCCUGAAUUAUGAAAACAUGCGCUUCAGCAAUUUCGUGGUCGACCAAGAAGUGUCAAAGGUAUCAUGUCGCGGAGAGGCGAGGUUCGUCUGGGCUGCCACUGGCCAAGGCUGGGAUGAAGUCUUCACCUAUGUCCUCGAAUUUGACGAGCACAACAAGGUCAAGGUAUACGAGAUCUGGGCAGACACCGGCGCUGUCUACCUAGCUAGCAGAGCCGAACUAAAGCAAUAAAAAGAGAAUGUGUGGUGUGUGAAAAUAAUAUUGUACUCAUAAUCAUCUGGGCCCUAACUGGGGAUCAAGCCCUUCGCAGUAUCAAAUCGUCAUCGUCAAAAUCAUCUCAUCCUUGGGUCCAAAACAAAUCGUACAUCGACAAGCAUCUCCUUAUCAUCCUCGUCGAAUUUCA
This is a messenger RNA of Exophiala oligosperma, 740 nucleotides long. RefSeq lists its product as uncharacterized. The coding region runs from base 122 to 568 and encodes 148 amino acids. NCBI's taxonomy places the organism in Eukaryota, Fungi, Ascomycota, Eurotiomycetes, Chaetothyriales, Herpotrichiellaceae. The transcript has a single exon. The record is from RefSeq and is a predicted model, not a curated record.